Malus domestica (apple) is the source of this 3014-nucleotide messenger RNA. RefSeq lists its product as uncharacterized. Gene Ontology annotation, cellular component: piccolo histone acetyltransferase complex; NuA4 histone acetyltransferase complex. Lineage: Eukaryota; Viridiplantae; Streptophyta; Magnoliopsida; Rosales; Rosaceae. Gene Ontology annotation, biological process: regulation of transcription by RNA polymerase II. The record is from RefSeq and is a predicted model, not a curated record.
UUCUUCCCCCCCCCCUCUCUCCCUCACUCACCCACUCUCCUCUUUCUCUCUCCUCCUUUUUCUCAUUGGAACCAUCGAAUCCCUAUAAAAACCAACAAAUAAAUCGCAAUCCCAACCGUUCAACUUCCAUCCAACGGUUAACUUGAGUCGGCGAUUGGUUUUCCCCCCUCUUUCCCCUUGUGGCUUUUUAUCAUAAACCCUAGCCGAUACCCGUCCGUCCCUCCAGCACUCCCGCUUUCUCUCUCUCUCUCUCUCUCUCUCUCUCUCAAACCCAAUCUCUCUCUCUCUACUUUCUCUCUCUUGGUUUUAGAUCUGGUUUGCGUCUCCUGUAAAUUAGUCUCUCCCUCUCUCUCACUCUGUAUGUAUUUCUGUUGAUGUUGUGUACUUCUUGUUAAUCGUACUUGUUAAUUUCUCUCUCUCUCUGAUUCAUUUUCUCAACUGCCAAACACUUUCUUUUUCUUUUUGUUGUUGAUAAUUUUUUCUAACUAAUAGGAAAAAUCUGUUAAUUUCUUUUUUUCUUGUAAUUAAUGAACCCAACUCGUUCCGAGUUCCGAGUCCAACCCCGAGUCUGACCGAGCGCAUAGAGUUCCGCGUUUUCCCCGACCCCGAGUCUGGGACUGAGUCGACUCGGAGAUCGACUAGGCGACUCAGCGAGUCGAGGAGGAGAAGGAGGAGGACGACGAGUAGGAGUGCGCCCAGAGUGGUGCUGCUCUGGAAUCUGAGCACGGAAAUGCCAUCAGUGGAGAUGAGGCGGACCACGAGGGUUUUCGGGAUGGGGACGGCCAAGGGCGGUGUGGACGGGGCUCGGGUUUUGCGGUCCGGCCGCCGCCUCUGGCCCGAGUCGUCCGAGUCCAAGCUCGAGAGGGCCCACCGUGGCGAUGAGGACUGGCUCAAAGUCAUGAAAAGCCAUGCCAGUGAAUCUGUUGUUUCUUUGAAGCCCAAGAGAUGGCCCGGGAGCCACCACAUCCGGAGUUCGAAGCAAACCCCCGUCGUUUCGAAAGUUCCAGUGGCUAAGAAGCCUGAAAGUAAUGAGCUUUUGGCAGAUGAGCUUAUGGCAGAUGAGCUUAAACAGAAGAAGAUGUAUGGGAUUGUGUAUACCCGAAAGAGGAAGCGCACCACUGCGGAUGUGGAGAAGGAAGGUGGUUCCAAUGAUAGAAUGUAUGGGCGGAGAUUUUUUCGGAGGCAGAGGAGGAAGACGAGCGGGGAGCUGGAUUCCCAUGUGGGUUGUGUUGAAAGCAUACCGGUUUCGCAUUCCAGUGCAAGAGUUCCAAAAUUAGCUUGUAGAAACUCACAGUAUAGGAACAGUUUAACUUCCCGUGGUAUUCAGAAGAGGCGGAGUUCAUUGAGCAGAAGGCGAUCUAGAAAUCCUUCGCUGGUUGCCUUUCGGAAGCCCAAUGGAGCCUUAGUUUCUGAGAUAAUCAGUUCUAGGAAGAAAGGCCACCCUUUUUCUUCUGUAGCCUCUAAUAAUAAGCGUAGGAAGUCAGUUCCAACUUCCCCUGUAGGUAACCUGAUAGAAGACGGUUCAACCAUGGAGGGAUCAGCACGGGAUUUGGAUUCUACAUGUUGCUCGGCAAAUAUAUUGAUCACUGAAGCGGGCAAAUGUUACAGGGAAGAUGGAGCAACCGUCAUGUUAGAAACCUCUUCAUCUGGAGAGUGGCUUCUUGUGAUCAAGAAAGAUGGAUUAACCCGUUACACCCACAAGGCAGAGAAAGUAAUGAGGCCCUGCUCUAAAAACCGUCUUACGAAUGUUAAAACGUGGUCUGCGGAUAAUAUUGGGGAUAAUGGUUGGAAGCUAGAAUUUCCCAAUCGAUCUGAUUGGUGCAUUUUCAAGGACCUUUACAAGGAGUGCUCCGAUCGUUCUGUCCCAUCUCCAGCUGUCAAGUUCAUCCCCGUGCCCGGUGUGCAUGAAGUCCCAGGAUAUGCAGAUGGUCACCAUACUCCUUUCCACAGGCCCGAUUCGUACAUAUCUAUGAAUGUUGAUGAGUUGUCUAGAGCCGUGGGAAAGAGAAAUGCAAAUUAUGACAUGGACUCUGAUGAUGAGAAGUGGCUGAAGAAGUUCAACAGUGACUUUGUUGAGGAGGAUGAACUUGAUGACCAUGUUUCCGAGGAUAACUUUGAAUUAAUUGUCGAUGCAAUCGAGAAGGCAUUUUAUUAUAGACCAUAUGAUUUCUCUGAUGACAAUCCAGCUGCAAAUCUUUGUCCGGAGAUGGGAAGGAGGGAAGUAAUAGAGGCUGUAUAUAGUCAUUGGAUGAAUAAACGGAAGCAGAAGCGAGUAUCAUCACUGCUUAGGGUGUUCCAGGCGUAUCAGUCGAAGAGAUCUCUGCUAGACCCAAAGCCUAUCAUGCGCAAGAGAAGAUCAUUCAAGCGACAGCCAAGUCAAGUUGGUAGAGGAAAACAACCGAGUUUCUUGCAAGCUAUGGCUGCAGAACAAGAUGCGAUGCAAGAGCAGAAUGCUGUGUAUAAAGUUGAAGAAGCGAAAGCUGCGGCCCAGAGAUCUGUGGAAUUUGCUAUCCGCAAACGACAACGGGCUCAGUUACUCAUGCAGAACGCAGAUUUGUCAACUUAUAAAGCGACGAUGGCAUUUAGAAUCGCUGAAGCUGCCCUAGUUCUCGGAUCACCGGAUGCCGCUGCUGAUUAUGUUCUUGAUUGACCAAUUUAGGUGGUUUCUGAAUCCUGAUGACAGUCGGAAAUAACAGUUUUCUGGUUACAGGAAGGAUUUUGCAGCCGUUGGUGCCCCCCCCCCCCCCCCGCAUGGCUGUUGUUGAAGCCUUUGGAGGACAGGUCAUGGAUUGAGUGCUAUAAUUUUGUACAGGUUUUAAUUGGAUGUACAUUUGUAUUAUUAAACCUCACAUCGUCAAAUUAUCAGAUAGUGUACGGGUCGAAAUAGUCGAUUUUCUUGGGGGUGUAAAACAAAAAAGAAGGAAAAAGUGAAAAUAUAGCAAAAUUUAACCUUCUUGUUUGGGUGCUCUGUAUGAUAAAUCAAUUUAAAUAAUUACUUGACAUUUUGAUGAUGA